Messenger RNA from Paramecium tetraurelia, 759 nucleotides. RefSeq lists its product as uncharacterized. The transcript is spliced from 3 exons. NCBI's taxonomy places the organism in Eukaryota, Ciliophora, Oligohymenophorea, Peniculida, Parameciidae. The record is from RefSeq and is a predicted model, not a curated record. Gene Ontology annotation, cellular component: intracellular membrane-bounded organelle. Gene Ontology annotation, molecular function: phosphatidylinositol binding.
AUGUAAUAACAACAAAAUUCAACAUAUUAAUUGAAAAUUGUGAAUACUGAAACUAGGUCAGAUAUUGUUUACUAUCAGAUCUAAGUCUUAAAUACAUAAACAAAAGUAUCCUGGAGUUUUGAAGAAAGGUAUAAAAACAUCAAUAAUCUGCAUACUUAAUUGUCAUCAGAACUCAAGCAAUAACUUCCAUAAUUCCCAUCCAAAAAGUUUUUUGGCAAUACUGAUCCAGAAUUCAUUUCGACCAGAAAGGCUGGGUUAUAGAAUUAUUUUAAGACUUUACUUUAAAUCGUGGAUGCAGAAUAAUGUCCAACUCUAAAGAAAUUUUUGACUAAAGGAGAAUAAAAACAAAUCAAGGAUCAACCUCAAUCAUUUAAGGAAGAUUAGGUCAAGCAAAAUGAUAUUUAAGGAAACGCAUCGUCAAAAGAAAAAAUUCAACAGCAAAAAUAAAUUGAAAAUGAAAGAAUUAAGAAAGAAUUAAAGGAUAAGUUGGGAUCAGCCACUUAAUAAAUCAAAUCAAAGUUUGUUGAUCUAGGCAAUCUAGUCAAUCCACCAGAUGAACAUGAUAUCAAAAAGAAAAGAGCACUCUAUGAUCAAAUUCGUUUAGAACCAAAAAGCACUCAAACUAAUAUAGAUAUUCCUAAACCAAGUGCAUAAUCAAAAAUGAUUAUUGCUUAAUCGACAAUCGAGCAAACAUAACCAAAAUUAAUAUAGUUGAUCUCAUAAUUGCAAGCUGGAGUAGAAAGCAUCAUAAGCAUUUGA